GGACAGAAGCUCUUCCUCAUUCAAAAUGACUCACAGACAUUUGGGCCACUCACGGUUUUAAACACAGUUUACUCAGCCACGACCUUCAACAAAUUGUAUUAAAAUUGUUGGGGAGCGAUUAACUUUAGAGAGAAGUCCAGUAAAAGAAGUUCCCACUGAGGAAAGCAAGCAAGCUGCAUUCAGUUUAAGGAAGUAACAACUGAAAUGACACCUUUGAUGUUUAAAGAUGCUUUCUGGGGGUCUGAUUUCACUUGUCAUGCCGGGUAUGAUGCUGUGAUCCAAAGGUUGCGAGAUGGAAGGCAAAUGUGCAAAGAUGUGGAGGAGCUUUUAAAGAUGAGGGCACUAGCAGAGGAGAAGUAUGGAAAGGAGCUGGUGACUAUUGCUCGCAAAGCUGGAGGACACCCAGAGAUCAGCACCUUGAGGGCAUCAUUUGAACUAUUAAAAACACAAAUCGAGAACAUCGGUAACUUUCACAUCCAACUCUCUGAUAUAUUGAAAGAGGAGGUGAAAAAGAUUGAGACAUUCAGAGAGCGGCAGAAAGAGCAGAGGAAGAAGUUUCAAAGCAUCAUGGAGAAGGUUCAGAAGAAAAAGGUUUCUUUGUACAAGAGGACCCUGGAGUCUAAAAAGACCUACGAACUGAGAUGCAGGGAGGCGGACGAUGCCGAACAGGGGAGUGAGAAGACAAAUGUUACAUCCAAAAACUCAGAAAAGGUCUCUUCCUGUGUAACAUUUGUUCCACAGGUACGUCACAGGGCCAAGCACUGCAGACAGGCUGCCAAUGAAGCAGAGAAGCUGUACUUAACCAACAUUGAUCAGCUAGAAAGUGUUCGCCAGGACUGGGAAAAAACGCACAAAAGCACCUGUGAGGUGUUCCAGCAGCUGGAGGGAGAUCGCAUUAGCAUGCUAAGGUGUGCUCUCUGGGACCACUGCAAUCAUUUCUCCAUGCAGUGUGUCAAAGAUGAUGAGUCUAAUGAGGAGGUGAGGAAACUACUGGAAAAGUGUGACAUCACCACAGACAACAACUACUUCAUAGGGAUGAAAAGCACAGGAUCGAGGCCUCCAGAGCCCAUAUUGUUUGAGAGCUACUACCAGAGGGAGACGUUCGGGGACAGCAAUGGCCAAGCACAUUUCGCAGGAGGAGAAGACAUGAUGAUGAGGUGCUCUGAUCCCCUGCUCCAAAGUUCUGUGAACAUCAGUGCCGAAAGUCUUGAAAACUCACAACCAGCACUGACACCUUUUGGCGAGUUUGAGACUCCAGGCAGAGGAUAUGCACCCAUACCAGGCCUCCAGCAUGCAGCAUCAUUGGCCACAGUUUCAGCUGAUGAAGACAUCUACAUUGCACUUUAUGAAUACGCUGCACAGGAAGCGGAUGAAUUGUCUGUGAGUCGAGGGGACGUGGUCCAAGUGUUGGAACGAGGAGAAGACGGCUGGUGGACAGCGGAGAGGAACGGGCUGACUGGACUGGUGCCAGGAAACUAUCUGGGCAAAAUCUAAACACUCACACAAAGAAGAAUAGAAAGACUGAAGAAGAAUAAACUAUCUGGUGUUGAAAAUGUGGAUGGACGGUUUUAAAAUGAGAAUUGCUCAGUCCGUUUUCAACAUGAGUUUGAUGUACAAACAAAAACAAGUUUUAGUUGCUAAUAGUAGAACUAGUAUUGUGCUAGUGUAAGCCAGGCUUUACAUGACAACAAUAACAUUGCUUUUUUUUAAUCAACAAGCUGUGAUUAUCAGACUCCAGACAAAGAGAUAACUGAUAAAAAAAUAAUUGUAUCUCCAAUUGAUAAAGAAAAUGAGGCUGUAUUGUGACUUUGGCACCCUACCCUCGAUGUGAUAAAUCAUGAGUUACCAUUAAAUUAAGUGCAUAUGUAGUGGUGUUUUUAGCUGAAAAGAAAUGGUGGGCUAGCCUACUUUGGACAGGUGCAAAACCUGAAAAUUACACAAUUAUUAUAAUGUAGUCUGGCAUUGCCAGAUCUCUCUCCAAAGCGCUGCGG
Sander lucioperca (pikeperch) is the source of this 1991-nucleotide messenger RNA. Its product is annotated as proline-serine-threonine phosphatase-interacting protein 1-like. Lineage: Eukaryota; Metazoa; Chordata; Actinopteri; Perciformes; Percidae. The record is from RefSeq and is a predicted model, not a curated record. The coding region runs from base 205 to 1494 and encodes 429 amino acids. Gene Ontology annotation, molecular function: actin filament binding. Gene Ontology annotation, cellular component: plasma membrane; cytoplasm; actin filament. The transcript has 15 exons. Gene Ontology annotation, biological process: actin filament polymerization.